This is a messenger RNA of Cricetulus griseus (Chinese hamster), 191 nucleotides long. The record is from RefSeq and is a predicted model, not a curated record. Lineage: Eukaryota; Metazoa; Chordata; Mammalia; Rodentia; Cricetidae.
GAAGCAAUGAAUUCAAACGGUGCUGGAAUGGCAAAGGCGCCUGCCGAUCUUACUGCAUGAGGCAAGAAACCUAUAUGCACCUGUGUCCAGAUGCGUCUCUGUGCUGCCUCGCCUAUUCCAAGGUCUCAGACAAGUAGCUUGCUCUGGCACUGGCACCCUUACUCCCCAAUAAAAUCCAUGCUGCCACCAGA